AGCUAACACUUAUGUCAAACUUUCUUUUGUAUCACCGGCUGCUUAGUUAGUUUGGAGAAAAAGAUCUAAACUUUAUUCUUGGUAUAAAAUUUUAAAUGUAGUAAAUUCACAGUAGUUGAAAUAACCAUGCUUUUAAAAUAUAUUUUGUUCAUAGCACUGCUUUUUGCCCUUGAACUUGAAACAGCGUAUGCAAAAACAAACUCCAAAAAUGCUGUGGUAGAAGGUAUCACGGACAUGAAGGAACUUAAAAAGCUUUUCAGAACCAAAAACAAUGUGUUGGUUUUGUUCGUAAGUAGUUUGAAAGAGGCCCAAGCAACCGUAAUCGCAUUCCGUGAAGCAGCCGAAGUCAUCAAAGGUCAAGGAACGAUGGUAUUACUGGAUUGCAGCAACAGCGAUAUGAAAAAAAUUUGUAAAAAGCUAAAAGCUAAUCCAGCACCCCAUGCAUUGAAGCACUUUAAAGACGGCGAUUUCCAUAAAGACUAUGAUCGCCAACUGACUGUUACUAGCUUGGCUAAUUUCAUGAGAGAUCCUACAGGAGAUCUCCCUUGGGAGGAAGAUCCCAUUGGAGUCGAUGUUACACACGUUCCAGAUUCAGUUGCUCUCGCAAAAUUUCUCAAAAAAGAAGUACGCCCGGUGCUGGUAAUGUUUUACGCACCGUGGUGUGGAUUCUGUAAAACGCUUAAACCUGAGUUCUCUGCAGCUGCCAGUGAGCUGAAACCCAAAUAUGUUCUAGCAGCUAUAGAUGUGAAUCGUCCAGAAAAUUCAAUUAUUCGCAAACAAUAUAAUAUCACUGGUUUUCCAACUUUGUUGUAUUAUGAAAAUGGGCGCAUGAAGCACACCUUCGACGGGGAAAAUAAUAAAGCCGGAAUAGUUGCUUUUAUGAAAAACCCAGCCUCACCGCCCCCUGCUAAACCUAAAGAACCAGACUGGGCAUCAGAAGCAAGUUCUGAAAUUGUACACUUAAGUAACGCUAAUUUUGAACCGGCGUUGAAAGAUGAAAAAUCUGCGCUAGUAAUGUUCUAUGCUCCAUGGUGUGGUCAUUGCAAGAAGAUGAAACCCGAAUAUGAAAAAGCAGCCAGCCUAAUGAAGGAGCAGAAGAUAGCCGGUGUUUUAGCCGCGCUUGAUGCUACCAAAGAACAGGCAAUCGGUCAACAGUUCGGGGUAAAGGGUUAUCCUACCGUGAAAUAUUUCAGCAAUGGCGAGUUCAAAUUUGAUGUGAAUUUAAGGGAAGCAAACAAAAUUGUCGAAUUCAUGAAGAACCCGUCCGAACCACCACCACCUCCGGCUCCAGAAACGCCAUGGGAAGAGGAACAAAACCAAGUCGUUCAUCUCAAUGAUGAGACAUUUAAAACAUUUUUGAAGAAAAAGAAGCACGCUCUAGUAAUGUUUUAUGCUCCAUGGUGCGGCCAUUGCAAGCGUGCUAAGCCUGAGUUUGCAGGCGCUGCAGAACAUUUCAAAGAAGAUCCCAAAAUAGCGCUGGCAGCGGUUGACUGUACCCGUUACAAUGCAGUUUGCGGGGUCUAUGAAGUUCGUGGGUACCCAACUUUGAAAUAUUUCAGCUAUCUUAAAACUGUUAGAGAAUACAACGGCGGAAGAACACAAAAUGAUUUCAUUAAGUUUCUUUCGGAUCCCGAAGCGCCUGCUCCAGAAAAGCCACCUCCAGAACCAUAUGGGGAUUAUCCUGGUUCAGAUAAGAUUAUCAUGAUCAGUGACAAAAACGUAGAUGAUGUGCUGCACAAUGAGGAUCGUUUACUGGUUAUGUUCUAUGCUCCAUGGUGCGGACACUGCAAACGCAUGAAACCGGAGUUUGCUGAAACAGCAAAUCUACUGGUGAAAACCAACGUAUCUGGCAAGGUGGCAGCUGUUGAUUGCACUGAACAAACCAAAACAGCAGAAAAAUUCGAAAUACAAGGAUUUCCAACGUUGAAAUUUUUCGUGCGGGGGAAGUUUAUUGCCAACUACGAAGGAAAGCGCACGGCCCAGGCAAUGUAUGAAUAUAUUCGCUCAAACGGAGCCACCACCAAAGACGAAUUGUAAACAGCCGAGCCUAUCUUUAAUGCGCCUUUUGUGAUUUGGUGAAACUCGCACAAAAAACGAGUGAUCUUUACUGUAUCUGCCUCAGUUUUAUAUUCCUCUUGUCUGUAUGUAGAUAUGUUCUAUUGAAUAUUAUUUUGUAAGAGUAUUACAUUUGUAACGCCGAUUUUAUCCGUCGGUGUUUGACACAGGCUAUUCUGAUGAAUGUUAACAUAAUUUGACAUAACGUAAGGUGAUUCUAUUUGAGUAAAAGACUUUCAAUGGCACAGAAACGAUAACAGAACAAACUAGCUUUCCGAUUACAAAACCCAUGAAUGAAAAAUGUGAAUAAACUAUAGGUGUUUUAAUUUUUUAA
Molecule: messenger RNA, 2389 nt
Organism: Wyeomyia smithii (pitcher-plant mosquito)
Lineage: Eukaryota; Metazoa; Arthropoda; Insecta; Diptera; Culicidae
Product: protein disulfide-isomerase A5
Exons: 6
Coding region: 127-2037 (636 amino acids)
Biological process (GO): protein folding
Cellular component (GO): endoplasmic reticulum
Molecular function (GO): protein disulfide isomerase activity
Source: RefSeq, a predicted model, not a curated record